UUUCCCUCUCCGUUUCUCUUUAUAAAUUUUCUCGUGUGAAAGAGGAAAAAAAAAAAAGCGAAACUUAAAGAUUGCCGAGAGGACACGUUGUCUCCGCGAGACUUGACUCUUCUUCUUCAUCUUCUGGUUCUAAAAUUUUGUAUACUUUUCCUUCUAAUGGCGGAGGUAAUCAGCAAAACGAGUUUGUUCUUCGGAGGAGGAGCUUGCGUGAAUCACCACCACCACCACGUAGAUGACUUGUCUGUCUCACCGGUGAGUUUCGGUUUCAAAAAGAGUUUCUCUUCUUCUCUCAAGCAGAAGCCUCUUAGAAGCGACUUCUCUGGAAAACAGAUCCUAGAGACCUUCAACAGGAGCUUCCGAUCAUCAUCCGUCACCGCUCAGUCGACGCUGAGGAUUGGGACAGCUCACAAGUGGUGGGAGAAAGGCUCUCAAGAGAACAUGAGAGAGAUCUCUUCGGCGCAAGACCUCGUCGACUCUCUCGCCGACGCUGGCGAUAAGCUCGUCGUGGUUGACUUCUUCUCCCCUGGCUGCGGGGGAUGCAAGGCUCUGCAUCCUAAGAUGUGCCAGCUGGCGGAGCAGAGCCCUGAUGUGCAGUUUCUUCAGGUGAAUUACGAGGAGCACAAGUCCAUGUGUUACAGUCUCGGUGUCCAUGUCCUUCCCUUUUUUCGAUUUUAUCGAGGCGCUCAGGGUCGUGUCUGUAGCUUUAGCUGUACCAAUGCUACGAUAAAGAAAUUUAGAGACGCGUUGGCGAAGCAUAGUCCGGAUAGGUGCAGCCUUGGACCAACCAAGGGGCUUGAAGAGAAAGAGCUUGUGGCGCUUGCAGCUAAUAAAGAACUUAACUUUAGUUACACGCCGAAGGUUGUACCUGUUGAGAAAGAAGCAGCUAUUCCCACUGCAAACCCGGCACUCCCUGUUCCUCAUCCGUCGAUGAGUGGCAGUGAGGAGAAGACGUUGGUCUCUGCAGGGAGGUGAUGAUAUGGUGCUGAGAGCGAAUAAACAUUUUUCUGUACAGUUUGGGUGAUAGUAGUUACUAGCAACUGAAUAUGUAUUGCAGUUGUCUGUUCUUGGAGCAGCCGGUUUAAUGGGGUUUAGUUUUUUU
This is a messenger RNA of Brassica rapa (field mustard), 1099 nucleotides long. RefSeq names its product thioredoxin-like 1-1, chloroplastic. Gene Ontology annotation, biological process: cell redox homeostasis. The record is from RefSeq and is a predicted model, not a curated record. Lineage: Eukaryota; Viridiplantae; Streptophyta; Magnoliopsida; Brassicales; Brassicaceae. Gene Ontology annotation, cellular component: chloroplast.